Messenger RNA from Phymastichus coffea, 1573 nucleotides. RefSeq names its product NADH dehydrogenase [ubiquinone] 1 alpha subcomplex subunit 8 (gene ND-19). Gene Ontology annotation, biological process: mitochondrial electron transport, NADH to ubiquinone. The record is from RefSeq and is a predicted model, not a curated record. NCBI's taxonomy places the organism in Eukaryota, Metazoa, Arthropoda, Insecta, Hymenoptera, Eulophidae. Bases 102 to 626 code for a protein of 174 amino acids. The transcript has 3 exons.
UACUGAUUCCUUGUAUCACGUAUAGUAAAUACAAAAAAAUUAUAGAUUUCAACACUUUCUGCUAUUAUUAGGACAGAAACAUCAAUUCAACUGUAUUUAAUAUGGUACUCACAGAAGAUAUUAAACUACCUGAAAAUCAUGAAUUGGAUGUUCAAGAAAUAAAUUUAACAUUUCCUGUGCUACAAGCAGCUGCAUUUCAUUUAGGCAAAUUUUGUGAAGACAAAAAUAAUGAAUUUAUGUUGUGUAAAACUGAGGAAGAUGAUCCACGCCAAUGUCUUACUGAGGGAAAACAAGUUACAGCAUGUGCUCUUGAGUUUUUCAAAAAAAUAAAAACCAAGUGCUAUGAAGAGUUCAAACAAUAUUAUAACUGUAUUGAUAAAUCCAGUGGAAAUAAUUCAUUCUCACCAUGCCGAAAAACUCAAGCUGUAUUUGAUCAAUGCAUCUUAUCCAACAUGAACAUUGAAAGACCAGCUUAUGGUUACUUUUGUGAAGUCAAAAUUCAUGAUACAACUAGGCCAAAACCAAAAGCCAAUGUAGUAGAUUAUCCCGAUGCUUCUGUACCAUAUUCAAAAGAAGAACCAUUGUUACCUCCAAAGUAUGGUUCUAGGCGACUCUGGGUUCAAUAGAUAUUCAAUAACUUUAAAUAUCUAAAUGUAUUUUUAGUUCAAAUAAAAUAUAAUGUAAUUACUGAUUAUUGAUAAAAAGUAUUAUUUCAUUUAAUGAUAGAGGUACGCAAUGAUCUUUGAGGAAAUGCUUGAAUUUAAAAUAUUAAAAACACAGCUUUUUCUAAUUGCAGUAUAAAUAUUAUACUAAUGGAUGUGCUGUUAUUAAUUGUAUUUAUAAAUUAUGGACAUUACAAUAUCAUGUAUUACAGAGUAAUAUUAUACAAGGUUUUAUCUCGUAGAUGUAUAGAUUCACCUGUGCACGAUAUGCAUACAUUUACAACUAAAUUUUGUAAGAUAUAAAGUAAAAUAGUUUGGAACAUUAAAACUACCGUGGUACUUUUAAUGUACUGAUGGAAGUUUUAAUUAAGAUGGUACAUGUAAUAUGUGUAAAUCAAACAAAUUCGUUUAUUUGAAUAUUUAUUUACAUUAUCAAAAUCAUACUAGUAUAGAUUUCGUAGUCGUGAAAUAUCCGGCAAGAGCUUUUCUAUCAUGACUAACGAUUUCAUGACUUAAUUUUCAUCCAUGCAUCUUAAAAUUAGGGAGAUACCAGAUACUAUCGUCAUUGGAAAUAAAAAAUGAAAAAGUUAUAUAUUUCUGUGAUUCUAAGAAAAUUUUCAAAUUUCUUCUGCAAUAUAAGUACCUAUAUUAUAUUAAUGCAACGAUUGUGUAACAAAACGAAAAAAAAAUGUAAAAUGUAAAAAUUACGAUAAUCGUGUAAAAAACAGCGCGACAUUCCCUUAGCAAUUAGUAUUAGUUUGCUUAAUAACGAGAUUAUUAGUAGUUUGACGAUAAGACUGUUAUUUUUUCUUUUUUUUUCUUAGCAACGACCGAUUAUAGAAUGCAGAGGCGAGCAACGCCAAAAGAUUUUUCGCUUGUAAUAUAUUGUACUGUUCACGUCGAUAUAAAUA